Molecule: messenger RNA, 1056 nt
Organism: Paramecium tetraurelia
Lineage: Eukaryota; Ciliophora; Oligohymenophorea; Peniculida; Parameciidae
Exons: 1
Source: RefSeq, a predicted model, not a curated record
AUGGAUGAUAAUUAUAUAAAGUAGGUGAUUUCAAAAACUUUGGAUAGUUAAUUACUGAAUUUUGAGAAUUGUUAAAAUGCUAGCUACUAAAACAAAUUGGUUGAAACUUUGAGGAAUUCGAAUUAAGUUGAAAUAAUGAACAUCAAAACGAAGUACAUUAUUUAAGAUAACCUAUCUAGAUAUAAAUAAAUUUUCAAUACUGUUGUUUAAACAUUUAUAAACUUGAUCAAAAGUGAAACGGAACAAUAGUAGUCAAAAAUAUUACUCAAAAACAUGGAGCAGAUAUAAUUAAUUGAAUCACAAAAGAAAAAGUUAAAUGAAUACUCAAUCUUGGUAUAACAAACAAAUGAUGAAAAUAUAUAACUACGAACAUAGUUAUAGCUAAUGAAUUAGGACUCAGUUAAUUUAAAUCUGAUUCUUCAUUACUAAAAAGUGUUGAGUGAUUUAUAAUUAGAAUUAGAUUAAUAGAAUACCGAGCUACUUUAAAAGGAUAAAUAGAUAUAUCAGCAGGAAUUGCUAAUUUAAUCCUUAAAACUUGAAAUUUAGAAAUUAAAAUAAUAGAUUAUUUAAUUUAAUACUAAAUUUACUGAAAAAAAUAUUGAAAUCUAGAAAAAAUAAUAGAGCAAAAUUCUAAAGGACCAAUCAACUCAAAUAGAAAUGAUGGAGGAAAUAAAUUUAAAUCAAUAUGAAAAAUUAGUUUCUAUUUAAAAGAAAUAAAACUAAAAUACCUUCGUCAAUCAAUCUUAACGCCAACCUUAAAGUGUAAGUCUCCCAAUUACAAGAAUAAGGUAAUCAAAUAUUUAAGAUUGCGAUAUAUAAUCUACAUAAAUUAUAGAGAAUGAUUUUAGAAAAUGUUAGACAUAAAAUCAAAUGAACAACUCUACUAAUUAAAAAAAUUUAAUACAACUUUCAAAAAUUAAAAUUAGAAAGUUAAAGAAUCUGAAUGAUUUAUAUUUGUACUCAAAAUCUUAAAGAAACUCAAGAGUUGAUGUUGACUAAUACUAUGAACCUUCUUUGCUUUAUCGGUACAAUGUUUUAGAAGGUAUAAAAAAAUGA